Molecule: messenger RNA, 444 nt
Organism: Candidula unifasciata
Lineage: Eukaryota; Metazoa; Mollusca; Gastropoda; Stylommatophora; Geomitridae
Source: the annotation of a GenBank genome assembly
AUGUGGGCAGUUAGUUCUUUAGACUGUCUGUUGAUGUGGGCAGUUAGUUCUUUAGACUGUCUGUUGAUGUGGGCAGUUAGUUCUUUAGACUGUCUGUUGAUGUGGGCAGUUAGUUAUUUAGACUGUCUGUUGAUGUGGACAGUUAGUUCUUUAGACUGUCUGUUGAUGUGGGCAGUUAGUUCUUUAGACUGUCUGUUGAUGUGGGCAGUUAGUUCUUUGGACUGUCUGUUGAUGUGGGCAGUUAGUUCUUUAGACUGUCUGUUGAUGUGGGCAGUUAGUUCUUUAGACUGUCUGUUGAUGUGGGCAGUUAGUUCUUUAGACUGUCUGUUGAUGUGGGCAGUUAGUUCUUUAGACUGUCUGUUGAUGUGGGCAGUUAGUUCUUUUCCUGAGUCAGUUUCUGUCAUCUGUCGUUACUCGUUCCAUCUGCCCGGGGUAUUCCUAUAA